Molecule: messenger RNA, 1821 nt
Organism: Kazachstania africana CBS 2517
Lineage: Eukaryota; Fungi; Ascomycota; Saccharomycetes; Saccharomycetales; Saccharomycetaceae
Exons: 1
Coding region: 1-1821 (606 amino acids)
Source: RefSeq, a predicted model, not a curated record
AUGUUUUACCGCCCCUUAACUGCACCAAUGAUCUCUAGUGCUGUGGCAACAGAUCAGUUCGAAAUAGAGAAUCUAAAGACAGUUUCCACAAAUUCUUCAUUCUCCAUUUCAAAUGAGUUCCGAUCAUUAUCAAUUUCAGACGCAAGUACUACCUCCACGACUGAGAAUAAUAUCCCGCUCAAUCCGAGCAAUGAAUUUUUGAACCAUAUAGACCCAACACCGGCAUAUCCACCAUCUUACAGUAGUGUCAACCCAAACAAAUCAGUAAGAUACCCAAUUUACGAGUCUUCCAUACCUGCUAAUCAUGAUGAUAAACCGCCUGAGUAUAAAGCUGCUGUACACGAUGUGACCGUGAUCUCUAUGAAAGUUGAAUGGUUGUCCCCAUUUGAGAUAUCUCAUUCACGUUCAUGGAAAAAUUUAAUACUGGAAUUAAACUCCACUCAGUUAAACUUCUAUCGUAUUGAUGAUCGACUAAUUUCAAGAGUCUCUUCGAAUGGUUCAUUUGAGUUGACUAAAGACAAUAAGGAUAUUUUGACCCAUCUAGUCAAGAGAGACAAGGAAAAAUAUUUAACAAACGAUAAUUUAUUCAAAUCAUACUCUUUGCAAUUCGCUAAAUUUGGUAUACCAAUAGAUUAUAAGAAAAAAUCGUUUGUCAUUAGAAUGAGGUGUGAAGUUGAGCAAUUUUUAAUUAAUUUUUUCAACGUGGACGAUAUGCUUUUAUGGACCGUUCUUCUCAAUAUGGGGAUUAACGUCUCUCUGGAUCUUCAAAUUAGAGAAUUUCCAAAUUAUAGAAUUGUACCACGAAGAAGAAGAAGAAGAAGAAGGCAUAGAGGAGGAAGAAAAAAUAAAUCAAGAAAUUUUGGAAAUUUUGAAAAGAUUAAAUCUCAUAAGGAAAAUGUUUUUACCAAAAACGUCAAUAAAAUUUUUAACAGUAGUAAUUGUGACAUUGUGCAGAAUAAAAAUAAAAUAAAGUUCAAGAUGUCAAAUUUUUUAAGACCUUCUAAAAAUAGGAAAAAAUUAACGUUGAAUUCAGUAAUUGAAGAAGAAGAUUAUAGAGGUCAGACGGAUUCAUGCAGUCCUUCGAACGUGUCGAGUCGUGUGACAUCAAGAACAAGGUCAGUUUCAAAAUCAAUUUCGGUAACAGAGUCACGGACCCAAUUUCCAUUUAAUGAAUGCCAAGAAAUGCUAAGAAGAAAUAGUAUGCUUUUGCAAUCUGAACUAGAUGAAUUCCAAAACAUUAUCAAUGAACAUAUCCAAUGUGAUUCUGAUUCUGAACAAGAUGAGGAAGUUCAUGAUGAGGGUUACGAAUCUGAAGAAGUAGAAUCUAGAACUCAGUUCCAUGCUGCACGCCAUAAUUCCAUUUAUUCCGAAGAAGGAGUCUACUAUGAAGAAGACGAAGAAGACGAUGAUGAUUUUGGCAAUUUCAGACGCCGUAGGUCCUCGACUUUAACAAAUUUAUCUAAUAUACCGUAUGGCAGCAAUGUUGUUAAGUGGUCUCCUCCGAUAAAAGAGAUCUCUAGGAAAAGAUAUAUUAGGGAUUCCUUAAGAUGCAUUAAGCCAUUGACAGAAGAGUCUCAAUGGGUCGGAAGCAUUGUCUUCAAGUCUUGUUCCCCCCCUGUUUACAAGACAAAUAAUUAUGUGACAUCCGAAGUUGAACACAAAUGGAAUGCAAAAAACCAUUAUUUAAAACCUUUCAUCGUAGGGCCUGUGGGGUUUCUGAAGGCCGAUACUAAAUUUUCCAAGACAUUAAUAACUACAAAAAAAAGCCGCAGAUAUAAUGGCAAUAUCGAUGAUGAGGAUUUUUUCAGUGGUAUCAUCUAG